Molecule: messenger RNA, 2028 nt
Organism: Chlorella variabilis
Lineage: Eukaryota; Viridiplantae; Chlorophyta; Trebouxiophyceae; Chlorellales; Chlorellaceae
Exons: 14
Coding region: 1-2028 (675 amino acids)
Biological process (GO): transmembrane transport
Cellular component (GO): membrane
Molecular function (GO): transmembrane transporter activity
Source: RefSeq, a predicted model, not a curated record
AUGAAGGAACUGGAGCAGGAAGGCGGGGCCGAGGCUGCCCAGCCAUCGAAAACUGUAGGAGCACCUCUGGAGCAGCUCCUGGCGUCGGCGGAGCGCAAGCUCAACUGGCGCAUCCUUCCCUUGAUGUCGACCAUGUCCAUGUUCUGCUACAUCGAUCGUGCCAACCUGAGCUUUGCCAGCGCCUCCAUGAACGAAGACUUGGGGCUGUCCACCGCCACCUACGGCCUGGGCGCAGGCCUGUUCUUCGCGACCUAUGCCACCAUGCAGAUCCCGGCCAACAUGGCGCUGUCCCGUGUGGGCGGCCGCCGCUGGCUGGCCUCCAUCUGCGUCGCCUGGGGCCUGGUGGCCGCCUGCUUCGCCGCCAUCAACUCCACCGCCGCCUUCCUCACCCUGCGCACGCUGCUGGGGGCCGGCGCGAUGCCUGGCAUGUGGUGCUAUGUCAGCUUCUUCUACCCGCGCGCCCGCCUCACCGUCCCCAUGACCAUCGUCAUGGCCGGCCUCUCAGUGGCGCAGGUGAUCGGGGCCCCGCUGGCCGUCGGCUUCCUUGCCCUGGACGGCGCCGGCGGGCUGGCGGGCUGGCGCUGGCUGUUCCUGCUCGAGGGCAUCCUCUCGGUGCCGCUGGGCUUCGCCAUCUGGUUCCUGCUGCCCGACAGCAUCGCCGCCACUCGCUUCCUGUCCCCGCAAGAAAAGGCGGCGCUGCGGGGCGAGAUGCGGCGGCAACGGCAGCUGGACGAGGUCGCGGCCAGCAGACUGUUUGCCAGGCAGCAGCAGCUUCAUCAGGAGCAGCAGGGGGGCAGCAACGGCAGCGGCAGCAAGGCAUCUCUCGGAGGCGGCCUGUAUGGCAGCACUGAGCGGCCUGGGCAGCUCGAGCUCGCUCCGAGGCCGGGCGGCGGAGAGCAGCCCUCUCAGCUGCACGGCCAGCAGCAGCAGCCGGGAGGAGAAGGCGAGGAGGAGGGUUGCGAGGAGCAGCACCACCAGCCCAGGCGCAAGCUCAGUGAGGACUGGGCCUCGCUGCGUGUGGCGCUGCGGUGCCCCGUGGCGUGGUGCGGCGGCACCUGGCGCAUGCUGCACGGCAUCGCGACGAACGGCCUGCAGUACUUUGUACCGCUCAUAAUACAGACCAUGCUGAACCAGACCACAUCCACGGUAGAGGUGACCCUUCUGAGUGCGGUGCCCUUUGCCGCCGCCGCCGCCUUCCACCUGCUCAACGCUUUCCACUCGCAGUACACCGAGGAGUGGCGGUUCCACAUCGCCGUGCCGUGGGUGGUGGGCGGCGCCUUCAUGGCGGCACUGCCCGCAGUCACAGGCUCCAGCAACAGGGCUGCCGCCAUGGUGGUGCUGACGCUGGCGGGCAUGGGCUCCAUGGGGGCGAAGGGCCCCGACAUCACCUGGAUCACCAGCCUGAUGACGGCAGAGGAGCGGCUGCUGGGCCUGCCCCUCGUCAACAUGGUGGCCAACAUCGGCGCCUUUGUGGGGCCCUACAUCGCCGGCGCCCUCCACACCGCCUCCAGAAACUACGACGCAUCGGAGUGGGUCAUGGCUGGGACCAUCCUGGGCUCCGCGCUCUGCGUGCUGGCCUUCCCGUUGCGCUGGUCAACCACAGCCCGCCACCGGCAGCGCCUGCAGCAGCAGCAGCAGCAGCAGCGGCAGGCUGAGGAGGAGGGUGUGGACGGCGGGGCAGGGGAGGAGGGGGAGCAGGAGAAGGAGGCAGAGGAGGGGCUGGUGGCGGCGCCGAGGAGGAGCGGCGGCAGGAUGGAAAGCGGCGGCUACACCCGGCGAGUGGCAAGCUUCAUGGGCGCUCUGGCCCAAGGGAAGGCGUUGCUGGCCUGCCCUGAGCGCAUCAGGUCCCAGCUGCUGUCGGCGCUGGAGCCGCAGCGGCGGCGGCCGGCGCCCCGCCGCGCCGCCUCGUAUGCCUUUGGUGGCGCUCGGCGGCCGCAGUUUGCGGCGGGCGCAACGGCGGCGGCAGGGGGACUGUAUGCUAUGGCCGAGGAGGACGGGCAUGCCCUGGCCCCCGCUGCCACCUACUGA